Trichoderma gamsii is the source of this 243-nucleotide messenger RNA. RefSeq lists its product as hypothetical. The transcript is spliced from 2 exons. NCBI's taxonomy places the organism in Eukaryota, Fungi, Ascomycota, Sordariomycetes, Hypocreales, Hypocreaceae. The record is from RefSeq and is a predicted model, not a curated record. Bases 1 to 243 code for a protein of 80 amino acids.
AUGAGAUACUUGAAGCUCUGGUACAGCAGUGCCUGUGCUUCGGAGGACUACCGAGACUUAACACAACACGGAGCAAUUAAAGGUCCAGUACCUACAAUGAGGACGGCACCACUGAAACGGCGCCCGCCGCAUCUCUCCCAAUCCCGGACGAUUUUAGAACCAACCAUGCAGCCAAUGUACAGCCCAUAUACAGCGCACUCAAGAUCAAGUCCCGGAUGCCACCUCGAAAAUCAAUAUUGCUAG